Messenger RNA from Acanthopagrus latus (yellowfin seabream), 1754 nucleotides. RefSeq names its product PIH1 domain containing 1 (gene pih1d1). Lineage: Eukaryota; Metazoa; Chordata; Actinopteri; Spariformes; Sparidae. The record is from RefSeq and is a predicted model, not a curated record. Gene Ontology annotation, biological process: box C/D snoRNP assembly; rRNA processing. Gene Ontology annotation, cellular component: ribonucleoprotein complex; R2TP complex; cytoplasm. The coding region runs from base 159 to 1013 and encodes 284 amino acids. The transcript is spliced from 11 exons.
AGAGCCUGCUAGUAAAGCAGCAACACGCUCGGUAACGUUGUCAUAACUGAUGCAAACAAAACAACCUUUUAUUCUGAAAGACCUGUGCCGGAAGUGUUGGCGCCGCACCGAAUACCAACGUGACAUCCCAAAACAGUAACCAGCGCGGACCCGAAGCAAUGAUGUCAGAUUCUUCGCUCCUCAACUCUGAGCUGGAGUUACAGCAGCAAGAGGAGCUCUACCAGCAGCUGCUGUUACAGACAAUGGGAAAGGUGCCGACUGAAAAUCCAGACUCCAAAGUAAUUCGACCACAACCUGGCAUGUGUGUGAAGACUCUGUCAGAUCCUGGCAAGCAGAAGGUUUUUAUCAACAUCUGUCAGUCGAACUCAGUCCCACCACCACCAGAACUCUCCAGAGAGGAGCUAGUGGAGCUGCUCCAAUCAGAGGAUCCCAGCGGUUUCAGAGUUCCCAUGAGCCUUGGCGAGCCACACACAGAAACAGAUAACAACUCUCAGGGUUGCACAGCGUAUGAUGUGGUCAUUAACCAGGAGUUCUUCCAAAAGUGCCAGAAGGAUCCCUUAUUCCAGCAGUUUGUUAUUCUGGUGUCUGUAGAGGGUUUAGAGAACAAAUACAGUCUGGAGCUAAGUAGAGACUGGAAAGUGCUGAAGAACCGAAAGUUCUUGGGUUCUGUCAGUGAGCAGAACAUCCGGACAAAGAGCAGGCCGGUGAUACAAGAGCUGCAGCCUCAAGAGAGCUCCAGUGCUACAGCCAAAAGACCAGAGUUCACUUUGCUUGUGGAGCCACCUGUUGGAGACCCUGAAUACCUUAUAGCAGAAAUAAAACUACCUGGGCUGACGUCUUCUCGCUCUCUGGUUCUCGAUGUUGGUGAGGACCGACUAGUGUUGACGGCUCGGCCCUCCCUCUUCCAUCUCGACAUCUUCCAUCCCUUCCUUGUUGACCAGGAGAACAGUGUGGCACAGUACAACAACAACAGUCAGAUCCUUACAGUCACCAUGCCUGUGGUGUCUUCAUGAGACUAGUCUUCAUAACUGUCCAGUUAUUUAUUAAAACAAUGCUGUGAUAAUAAAAGUGUCUUUUUUUUUGUUUUUUUUUUUAAAUCAAAUGUAUUUGUGUUCUUCACUGUCAUGUUUUUUUGAGUGGUGCAAAUCUGCUCUCAGAUUACUGUACUAAUUUCCCCUGAAUCCCUCAUCCUUUUUCUCUUUUGUUCUGCUUUUGAAAUAGGUAUUGUUUGCAUUGUCAGGUAGCAUUAGAAGUUGUCUGUGAACAUCUGUAAGCAUCAAUCACUGCAAUAGAUUGUUCUGGGAAUGAACAUAUCCAAAUAUGUAAUUCAAGGUUAAAAAAUUGAACACAGACAAUGAAAUAAACCCCCCAAUUUUAGUAAAGUUAUAUUAUCAUUGACAUAAAUGAUUUAUCACCACCUUUUGUCAAAGUAAAAGUAAAACAUUCUGAUAAUGAUGGCCAAGUAACAAUCCCUUGCCAAGUGUGUUAUUUCUUACAGCGUACCGUACACUCCCAGAGUGACAGUUGGAGGUUUCCCCUCAUCUGCCUUUGGCCAGUUGGCGACUGAGCAGCUCGACAGAAGCCCUGCUCAAUCUCAAGAAUGUGUCUCUUCCAUGAACUGCACCCACAUUUUUCACCAGCUCCAGACCUCAGCAGCCAGAAUCAGCAGACAAACAGUUACCCACAGGCUCCAAGUAUUUCAGUUACAUCUUAUGUCACCAAGCUGCCUUAAUAAAUGAAAAUCAUAUUCACCA